CAAACAAAGUCCACCGAAGGAUUUAACUGUUCGUGUUGGAACUAGCACUCACAAUGAUGGAGGAAAAGUGUAUGAUGUUAUUGAAAUUAUAAAACAUCCGAAAUAUAAUAAAGCAGUGCCAGAUGAUUUUGAUGUUGCACUUUUACGGAUCAAAGAGCCAAUAUCAUUUACUCCAUGCACAGUAACUCCUGUAAAAUUAAUACAAUCGGGAAAAGAAGUACCGAAGGGAACAACUUUGAGUGUAACUGGAUGGGGCGCCACGAAGGAAUGGGGGCCAAUUUCGCCAAAGUUACAAGAAGUUAAAGUUAAAGCUUACUCAAGUCAAGAAUGCAAGAACAGUCAUGCUAUUAACAGUGACAUCAUUUCUGACAGUAUGAUGUGCGCUGGUUUUCCUCAAGGACAAAAAGAUACUUGUCAUGGGGAUAGCGGUGGGCCACUUGUAGAUGAAAAACAGGUUCAAGUAGGAGUUAUAUCCUGGAGGCGAGGAUGCGCGCGACCUGGAUAUCCUGGCGUAUAUACAAAAUUGAGCCACCCGGAAAUCCAACAGUUUAUUAAAAACAAUGUAAAACUUUAAAUCAUAAAACUGUAUGAAAAACAACAAUAAACAAUUACGGAAAAAUA
Ctenocephalides felis (cat flea) is the source of this 621-nucleotide messenger RNA. Its product is annotated as vitellin-degrading protease-like. The record is from RefSeq and is a predicted model, not a curated record. Gene Ontology annotation, molecular function: serine-type endopeptidase activity. Gene Ontology annotation, biological process: proteolysis. Lineage: Eukaryota; Metazoa; Arthropoda; Insecta; Siphonaptera; Pulicidae.